This is a messenger RNA of Alternaria burnsii, 1950 nucleotides long. RefSeq lists its product as uncharacterized. Gene Ontology annotation, biological process: translation; pyrimidine nucleotide-sugar transmembrane transport. The record is from RefSeq and is a predicted model, not a curated record. NCBI's taxonomy places the organism in Eukaryota, Fungi, Ascomycota, Dothideomycetes, Pleosporales, Pleosporaceae. Gene Ontology annotation, cellular component: small ribosomal subunit; intracellular membrane-bounded organelle; Golgi membrane. Gene Ontology annotation, molecular function: pyrimidine nucleotide-sugar transmembrane transporter activity; RNA binding; structural constituent of ribosome. The transcript has 7 exons. The coding region runs from base 1 to 1950 and encodes 649 amino acids.
AUGGCGGUCAAAGCUGCAGUGCCGUUCUUGGUGGCUAUGAUGCUGUUGACGGGUGUGUGUAACACACUGCUAACCAAGUACCAAGACAUGCAAUGCGUCAACAACUGCGACUCCCCUUCGCCGAAACAUCGCGACCAUUUCGAACAACCUGUCCUGCAGACCCUUCAGAUGUUCAUGGGUGAAAUGGGUUGCUGGCUGGUGAUUGGUGUCUUCCAACUCUACCAGCGGUAUGCCAGCGCAAAGGCUGGCUACGAGGCCAUUCCAGAUAAUGAAGGGUCAGAUGACAGUGAAACGGGUGCUGUCGCCAACCCGUUGAGGCCUGCACAUCCCGAUGAUGAGGGCAGAAUACCGCUCGAGGGACGCAGCAUCUUCUUGUUGGCGCUUCCGGCCUGCUGCGAUAUUGCCGGAACCACGCUCAUGAACGUUGGCCUGCUGUUUGUCGCUGCUAGUAUCUAUCAGAUGACCAGAGGCGCAUUGGUCCUUUUUGUCGGUUUGUUCAGCGUGUGGUUCCUCAAGCGCCAUCUUGGCCUCUACAAAUGGUUCUCGCUCUUUGUUGUCGUAGCUGGUGUCGCUGUUGUCGGACUCGCAGGUGCUAUCACCAAAGAUGACAAAGCAUCGCCCGGUCAUCAAUCGAUUCAUGAUGAGGCAACCGGCUCGGUUGGUGUCGACGCGGUGGCUUCGCAGGCCGCCAUGACCAUUAUCGGUGUCCUGCUUAUUGCCGGUGCGCAAAUCUUCACUGCGACACAGUUCGUGCUUGAAGAGAGGAUCAUGGAGAAGUAUGCUAUGGAGCCAAUCAAGGUUGUAGGCUGGGAGGGUAUUUUUGGCUUCUUGGUUACGCUCAUUGGCAUGAUCAUCCUACAUUUCGCCAUCGGAACUGGAUACUUCAACGCCAGAGAGGGACUGUACCAGAUGACGCACUACCGUGCCAUCGCAGUGUCCUCGCUGUUGAUCAUGGUCAGCAUUGGUGGCUUCAACUUCUUCGGUCUAUCCGUAACUCGGACCGUCUCCGCUACUUCGCGCUCCACGAUUGAUACUUGCCGCACACUCUUUAUCUGGAUCGUGUCGCUUGGCCUUGGCUGGGAGACGUUCAAGUGGCUUCAGGUUGCGGGUUUCGCUCUGCUAGUAUACGCCCUUCCACAGUUCGACAAAAUGGCCACCACUCAAACCGCAAUCUCCAAGAGGAGAAAGUUCGUUGCUGACGGUGUCUUCUACGCCGAGCUGAACGAGUUCUUCCAGCGCGAGCUGGCCGAGGAGGGCUACUCCGGCGUCGAGGUCCGCGUCACCCCCACUGUCACCGACAUCAUCAUCCGCGCCACACACACCCAGGAGGUUCUUGGAGAGCAGGGUCGCCGCAUCCGUGAGCUCACCUCGCUCAUCCAGAAGCGAUUCAAGUUCCCCGAGAACUCCGUCUCCCUCUACGCCGCCAAGGUCCAGAACCGUGGUCUCUCCGCCGUCGCCCAGUGCGAGUCCCUCCGAUACAAGCUUCUCAAUGGUCUGGCCGUCCGAAGGGCUUGCUACGGUGUCCUGAGGUUCAUCAUGGAGUCUGGUGCUAAGGGUUGCGAGGUCGUUGUUUCCGGAAAGCUCAGGGCCGCCCGUGCCAAGAGCAUGAAGUUCACUGACGGUUUCAUGAUCCACUCCGGUCAGCCCGCUAAGGACUUCAUUGACCACGCUACCCGCCACGUCCUGCUCCGCCAGGGUGUCCUCGGUAUCAAGGUUAAGAUCAUGCGCGGCUCCGACCCCGAGGGCAAGGCCGGCCCAUCCAAGACUCUUCCCGACUCCGUCACCAUCAUCGAGCCCAAGGAGGAGCAGCCUGUUGUCCAGCCCAUGUCGCAAGACUACGGCGCCAAGGCCAUCGCUGCUCAGCAAGCCGCAGAGCAGGCCAGGCAGGCCGAGCAGGGCGAGGGCGAGGCCCAGCCAGCUGGUGGUGAGGGUUACUCUGAGGAGCAGUAG